Molecule: messenger RNA, 990 nt
Organism: Sordaria macrospora k-hell
Lineage: Eukaryota; Fungi; Ascomycota; Sordariomycetes; Sordariales; Sordariaceae
Cellular component (GO): cytoplasm
Source: RefSeq, a predicted model, not a curated record
AUGCCGACCAUCCAAGGAAAGAAAGUCGGCAACAUAGGCUUCGGCCUGAUGGGCUUGACAUGGCGAGAAUCCAAGCUAUCGGACGAUGAGAUCUUUCCCGUCAUCAAGGCUGCUCUCGAUGCCGGCUGCAACUACUUCAACGGCGGCGAGUUCUAUGGCCCGCCAGACCACAACUCCCUUACCGUGCUCAAGCGUUACUAUGAGAAGUACCCAGAGGAUGUAGACAAGAUCCUCCUCAAUGUCAAAGGCUGCAUGCUUCCUGGCUUGUUGGCCGAUUCUUCACCUGAGGGUGUUCGGGCCAGUAUCGAGAACUCGGUCCGCAUGAUCGGAGGCCAGGGAAGGAUUGAUCAGUUCGAGGCGGCCCGGAAGGACCCCAAGGUCGACAUUGAGGUGACGAUGAAGGCCAUGCAAGAACACAUUGAAGCCGGAGAUAUCAGGGGCAUCGCGUUGAGCGAGGUCAGCGCCCAGACGAUCCGUCGGGCUGCAAAGGUGGCCAACAUCACGGCUGUCGAGAUCGAGCUAUCCAUCUGGAAUACCGAGCCACUCGAGAACGGCGUGCUUGAGGCUUGCGCCGAGCUUGAUAUUCCUGCCAUCGCAUACAGUCCACUUGGUAAGGGCUUCUUGACCGGGCAAGUCAAGUCCUUUGACGAUAUCCCCGAGGGAGACUUCCGGCGGAUGUUGCCUCGGUUCCAACCUGAAGUUUUUGAUACCAAUCUUCGACUGGUUCGGAAGGUAGAGGAACUAGCGACGAGAAAGGGGUGUACACCAGCUCAAUUGGCCAUCAACUGGGUGUUGGCCCUUUCUAAACGACCUGGGAUGCCAACAAUUAUCCCCAUUCCUGGUGCAUCAUCGCCGGAGCGCGUUCGGGAGAACGCUGUGGAAAUAGAACUGACAGUGGAGGAUAUGGCUGAUAUUGAAAAGAUCCUCAAGGAGUUCGCUCCGGUCGGCGACAGAUACCACAAGCAUGGCAUGGAGCUUCUCGAUAACUGA